Molecule: messenger RNA, 537 nt
Organism: Gaeumannomyces tritici R3-111a-1
Lineage: Eukaryota; Fungi; Ascomycota; Sordariomycetes; Magnaporthales; Magnaporthaceae
Exons: 2
Biological process (GO): copper ion homeostasis
Cellular component (GO): membrane
Molecular function (GO): copper ion binding; P-type divalent copper transporter activity
Source: RefSeq, a predicted model, not a curated record
AUGCUUAAUUUUGGCGACGUGGUUAAGGUUGUGCAUAAGGGUUUCCCGUUUUGGAAUAGUAUUAUUUUGCAAAGGGAAAGCAAAUUUAACGAAUCCAGCCUUACCGGAAAGUUAAAAUUUGUCCUUAAGGCUUUUGGCGAUCCCGUUUAUUCGGGUACGGUUAAUAAAAGCAGCCCCUUUUUAAUACGAACCAUUAGCAUUUCCGGGAAGUUAAUGCUAAACCAAAUUAUUAAAGCGGUACGAAAGGGCCAAGCGUGUUAUGCGCUAAUUAAACGGGUAGCCGAUACCUUUACUAGCCAUUUCGUUUUUAUCGUAAUUUGUAUCGUUAUUGCAACUUUCGGCAUUUCCAAGGUUCUACCCGAAAAAUACCUCAAUGUUGCAAUUAGCGGUUGGCCGUUUUGGUCCUUGCAAUUUGCUAUCGCCGUUUUUAUUAUUGCUUGUUUUUGUGGCAUUGGCUUUGCCGCUUUAACGGCUUUUUUCGUUGGCGGGGGUUUGGCGGCGAAACAAAGGAUUUUCGUUAAAAGCGGAAAAAAAUCG